AGCGGAGUAGAACUUUUGUGCUGUUAAAACUUAUUUAGUUACUCAAUUGUUAUUCUAAGCGACAUUUUACAGAAUAACAGUUACAUCAUGCAUAUCAGUCGCAUUUGUUCUAUAGUGUGUAGACGUCUUAUUCAGCCGACUGUAAGCCCUUACAGAAUUUCUUCUGUUCUCCUUUCUAGGAACCUAGCAACAGCUGCCAAUUAUGAAUUUAUCAAAGUGGAGAAAGCAGGAGAAAAGCAGAAUAUUGGGUUAAUCACAUUAAACAGGAAGAAAGCUUUGAAUGCUUUGUGUGAUGGGUUAAUGAAUGAACUAUCAAGUGCCUUGGAUACCUUAGAAAGUGAUAAAGAUGUGGGUGCCAUUGUUCUUACAGGAAGUGAACGAGCUUUUGCAGCUGGUGCUGAUAUAAAAGAAAUGCAGAAUAAAACAUUUCCUGAUUGCUUUUCUUCAAACUUUCUCGCAACCUGGGAUCGUGUUGCAAGAACUAGAAAGCCUAUUAUAGCUGCUGUUAAUGGCUAUGCUCUUGGUGGUGGCUGUGAAUUAGCAAUGAUGUGUGACAUUAUCUAUGCUGGAGAUGGAGCUAAGUUUGGCCAGCCAGAAAUUUCAAUUGGGACAAUUCCUGGUGCUGGUGGUACUCAGCGACUGACUCAUGCCAUUGGGAAGUCUAGAACAAUGGAAAUAGUACUCACAGGAAAUCAGUUUACUGCUGCAGAAGCUGAGAAAUGGGGUUUAGUAAGUAAAGUCUUCCCUGCUGAUAAAGUUGUUGAAGAAGCAAUAAAAUUGGGUGAAAAAAUAUGUACAAACUCUAAACUCAUUGUAGCAAUUUGUAAAGAUUCUGUUAAUAAUGCAUAUGAAACUACUCUUCAAGAAGGUUUGAAAAUUGAAAAACGUUAUUUUCAUUCUACAUUUGCUACAAAUGAUCGCAAGGAAGGAAUGACUGCCUUCUUAGAAAAAAGAAAGCCAAAUUUUACUGAUAGUUAAAAAGAAGAUUGCUUUGAAAAGAAAGCUGUUUAAUAAUAUUUUGUGAAUUGUUCUUCACUGUAUAUUUGUUAAGAAUUUAUGUAUUUUGUAUGCAUUUAGAAUAUCCAAUUAAAAGUUAAUGACUUUUUUCAUUGA
Messenger RNA from Stegodyphus dumicola, 1113 nucleotides. RefSeq names its product enoyl-CoA hydratase, mitochondrial-like. Gene Ontology annotation, cellular component: mitochondrion. Gene Ontology annotation, molecular function: catalytic activity. The record is from RefSeq and is a predicted model, not a curated record. Gene Ontology annotation, biological process: fatty acid beta-oxidation. NCBI's taxonomy places the organism in Eukaryota, Metazoa, Arthropoda, Arachnida, Araneae, Eresidae.